Morone saxatilis (striped sea-bass) is the source of this 2275-nucleotide messenger RNA. RefSeq names its product DNA helicase MCM9-like. Gene Ontology annotation, biological process: double-strand break repair via homologous recombination. Gene Ontology annotation, cellular component: MCM complex; nucleus. NCBI's taxonomy places the organism in Eukaryota, Metazoa, Chordata, Actinopteri, Moronidae. Gene Ontology annotation, molecular function: single-stranded DNA binding; single-stranded DNA helicase activity; ATP binding. The record is from RefSeq and is a predicted model, not a curated record.
GGCGGCGCUCUGCUGGGAAAUGUAAAUACAUUACUCACCUCAUUCCCUGCUGACCCCAGUAAGCAGUACCAAACCCAGUGUCGGAUACUGCUGGAAGGACUGAACCUGCCACUGUUACUUCAGAAAGAGAUGGACAGACUGGCCAGGUUAAAGAGCAACACCUCAGAGUCCUCCCCGCCAACUCAUAAUUACCAGCAUCAACUCAGAGACACAAACUCCAUGGAAAAAACACAUCACCAUGACAUCACCAGUAACUACAAGGAUGAUGGCUUGGACUGGUUUAUCUCCAUCACACCAUCACUGUUGCCAGAUGGUAUGGUCUCACCCAUAAUUACUUCUACUCAAGAAAACCAAAAUAGAAAACUGAACUCCAGUUGGUCAGAAAUGUCUACAGUAACCAAACAGCCAAACGGUCAAACUGAGAAGGACAUUUCAAGUAACAUUGGCUCAACCUUAAAUCAUGAUGUAGUUUCAAAUCAGUUUGGAACAAUUACUUUUGCUUUAGAAGAAGAAAACCGAAAAAGCGAAAAUGAAAACAAAGAAAAAACCUCUGUAACCAAAGAGGGGAUAAAGCAACCUGAGAGACAGAAGGAUGCAAAACAUCGAGAGUCAUUGGGGUGUGUGUUUCAGAAAGUCUCUAUGAAUCUGAGAGCAAGAAGACUCUGGGAGCUGGAGCUGAAUCAUCAGCAGUGUGACAAAAAGGGAGAAGGAGAACAUGGAGAAACGGUGGAGUUUGUUUGUAAAAAUAUUACAAAAUCCCACACUAGCAGCACACUGUCAGCAGGUAAGAACCACCCCCCAAAUAUCCUAGUUCAGGAUAACCUUUCUUCUGGCAAAGAAAGUACAUUUGCUAAGGAAGACGAUAAGGAUCGGACUGGUAUUAAGAACAUUAUUGCUUUGGUAAGCGAAAAGAUGGAAGCUGAAGCGGGAACAUGUAAAGAAUUGCAUGAAAAGUUGUCAGGCUUUAAAUUCCAACCAAGGAAGAUGAGACCUUUAGUCCUCAGCCAUACUGCCAACUCAGAUUUCAGCGCAGUGUUCCAACCUGGAUGUAACCCAGGCAGCAGAUAUUUUCAUGCUCACACAGAAGGCAGAAUCAGUAAACAGAAGCCAGACACAGUUACAGACACAGAGAAGAAUAGGAGACAGAAUAAGCAGGACCAGAACAGAAUUACUUCUGAAGUUGUAAGUACGAGAAACCAGGUGAGCUGUGUCUGUGAGGUUGGAGACAGUAGGUCUGAAGCACCACCCAAAUCAGGCCACACCAAGUCCACUGUGGCCUCCUCAACCCUGGCAAAACUCUCAGUAUUCACAUUCACCUGCACAGCUGAACCCACGACCACAACUCAAAUGAGAGUGGAAAAAAAUCCGCCUGGAGUGGAAAAAAGUCCCCUUAAAAGAGAUAGUGCUGAAUGCUUGAGAGGGAAUUCUAAAGACAAGAAAACUCUAAAUUCCCCCGAAUACAGUCCCUUGGGAAAGAAGAUCAUGGGCAAAGUAAGGGAUACAUUAACACCCCCAACCACUGAGCUCACACAAGGACAAAAACUCGAACAAGGGACAGAGUUACCAACUAAAACAAGGUGCAAAGAAAUUCAGAAAGAACCUACUUAUGUUGAUGAUGGUCCUGACUACCAAAGUACUGUAAAUCUGAAGAAGAGAAAGAGUUUUGAAAUAGGCACUCCACCUAGUAGUGUUGGUGGCUCAAAGGGUCUGUUCUCAGGGCUGUCUCUGUUUGGACAUGUUGAGUUAAGUAAUGAUGUCCUUGAAACUGACUGGGACCAAGAGGUUUCAAAGAAAGCCAAAAUAUGAAGAAUUAUUAAGAACUGUCACUUUGUGUGUGGGGGUGAAAAACCACAAUAAUGUACGUCAUAUCACAUUUUUCCAUGGGGUACAUCAAUUUAAUGUUACCUUCCGUAGCCUGAGAAUAAAUGUCAAAUCGUUUCAGGUGUUUUUUUGUUUUUUUUUGCUUCCUCAUUUGCCAGUCAGAGCAAUGGAAUUAUGAAUUAAUACUAAGCUGACAGAUGUUUUUUAACCACAGCACUUACAUAUACUUCAUUAGUGUCAAUACAGCCAAUACAACAUUUUCCUUGGCACCUACAUCCACUCCCAUGAUAUUAUUAUACAGUAGAUAGUACACUUAUAAUUGUAUCCUUACGUUAAUGACCAACUGUGUGGAAAAUGUGAACGCGGCCAGUGUCGUCGGAUUUAUUUCUUACCACCCACUGAGUUCCAUUAGUUUCACAUCCGCUUUGAAAAUCAAUAAAGCCAACAAAAUAUU